AUGCAUCAUUUGUAUCCCUUGGCUAAGGGAGAUGCUCUGUGCCCUUUGGGAUUCCAUCCUCAAGUAAGGUGGCCCACGCGCUGCAAAAGAUGCUUUAGGGAUUACAAAGAACACGGUGGUCGGAAAAGGGAUGAUGAUUUCACUGCAUCCACCCCCAGUCUCUCUUACUCGCCAGCGUCACGAGGCCGUGAUGAAGAUAAUGGAACAGAGGGAGAGAGAACUGGCCGAGGCUGGUCUUCAAGCGUUAACCUCAGUUACAACGAACCUGCUAAGAAGGACAGUUCGACGGGUAUGUAUUAUUAUAAAUUUCUCAACUUUCAAGAUUUAGAGUCCAAUCACAAACAAACGCGAUUUGCCUUGCGUCUUUUGGGGUCAAGCAAACCCGGAUUGUGGACAUCCACGCCUGACUUAGCAAACGAAGCAGAGACUGCAACAGCUGUCACUGUUAACCUUAAACUGCCGAAGCGAAGGUCCACGGGACCACUACCUUCGUUGGACACAGGACAAGGAAAUGAAUCAGUAACUGUACGCCGACCAUCGCCGUCACCCUCACCGGCUCCGGCGGCACCGGCCACUCAGAUCACAAUCAACAAAAAUGACUCAUUGGCAGAACGUGUGAGAAAGAUGCAGUUAAUGAAAGCACAAAACAGUUUCGAGAAAGAAUCAAGUACGGAAAAGGAACGCGAAAGAAGAAGUGCUUCUAGAAGUAAAGAAGAAGAAAGGAGUGCUCGGGCUAAAGAAGAAAAAGCAACUGUUAAAGAUGAUGUUAAUUUUAUGAUGCAGGUUAAAAGUAGUCGCAAUGCACUCUCAAAACCGCCAAAACGUGGAGGACCAACUCGUGAAAAGGAAGAAACAUCAGAUGACGAACAUAGUCUCACUGGUACAGCCACAACAGACACAGAAACAACACUAAUUGAUGCUAAUGUUAAGGAAUAUCAGGACCAAAUUGAGAGCCUAAAACAAGAGUUAGACCUUCUUAAGAAACGUUGUGAACGAGUUGAAAAAGAAAAAAGUGACAUCCUACUUAGAAGGUUAGCAAACAUCGACACGGUAAAUAAAUAUUCUAUUGGGCGAUCUUCAGAAGUUUUAAAGCUACAACAGAAGGUCAACGACCUAACAACUCAGAACGAGGAUUUGAAAGACGAAAAGAUACAUUUGUCGCUUAGGAUUAAAGAAGUUGAGACGGAACUUGAGUCAAGACCAUCAGCUGAGGCACAGACACGGCAAAUCGAACAGUUAAGAGCGAAAUUGAUUGCCGCAGAAACAUUAUGUGAGGAACUUAUGGACGAAAACGAAGAUAUGAAGAAAGAACUCCGGGAUCUUGAGGAAGAAAUUGAAGAGAUGCAAGACAAUUUUAGGGAAGAUCAAGCAGACGAAUAUACCUCUCUUAGACGUGAGUUGGAGCAAACAAUCAAGAAUUGCAGAGUUUUAUCUUUCAAAUUAAAGAAAACAGAAAGAAGAAAUGAACAAUUGGAACAAGAGAAAGUUGAUCAGGGAAAAAUUAUUAGAGAUGGCUUACAACGUGAAAACCGUAUCAAAGAGCUGGAACAGGAAGUGUCGCGUUCCAACGAAGUAGCCUUAAGGCUUCAGCGGGAAUUAGCUGAAGCGAAUACCAAACUCGUCGCUGCCUCGGGCGCUCCACCAGCCAAUCUCAAAAAGCAACCUAUUAGUGACGGACAAAAAGUGUCUCGGUCAUCUUUAACCCGAGGAGGCAGUCAAGAGGACCCCGCUCAAUUAUUACGCGAUCUACAAGACUCACUCGAAAGAGAAGCAGAUUUGAGAGAGCAACUACGCAACGCAGAAGAAGAGGGUUUUAAUCACCGCUUCAAAGGCAGCAUGACCGCUCAACCGAAGGCAUCAUCACAUCAUUCUAUUAACCGAACUGCCAAUGAUAAACAAUACUUUCUAGAUUUUCAUGAACUAGAAAAUAAAUUAGGGACCUUAGAUUUUAGUAGAUUACUAUCAAUUGGUGUAAAUCAAACUAUCCAAUGUCCUCAAGAUGCAGUUCUGAGUUAUUCAGAAGGCUGUCAAACAGAAACCUUAAUGGUACAUGAUGUUGAAACCGAUACUGCUAAGAUAUGUCUUAAUUCGUGUAUACAAAGCGAUAAUAAUACAUUGGAAACGUCAACUCAAACUGAGAAAAAGUUCUCUAAAAAUAAAGGUUUGCAGACUGAAACUAUCGGAGCAAAUGUAAUAACGCAAACUGAAAAACCUAAGCUUAAUAGUACAGGAGUUCAGACGACUAAACUAAUUAACGAUAAGUUCGUUGAAGCCAUAUCAAAUCUAAAAGUACGUAAUGAUUCAGAAUGCUUUAAUAAAGAAACGCAAACAGAAGUAUUCGAUAAUAGGGAAAAAUCAGAUAGUCCUCCCCUGUCAGCCGAAAAAUCAUCGUCAUCCGUUCAUGUGCCCUUUUCUUUUGCAUUGUUUAAUCCAUUGGCAGCGAGGUUACCAAUUGCAAAUAACUUACGUAAAACAGCGUCAAGAGUUGAGGACGACAAUGAAUCAUUGCUACUACAAUUGAAGAAAAUGGCUACCAAAGCCAGAAGUCGUAAAUUAUCACCAACAGCCCCAACAAACAGACUUGCAAUUGAAGCCCCCAACGAGAAAGAUGAAGGUAUAUCUGAUGAAGAAGAUCCAGCAGAGUUACGUCUCUUGCUUGAACUUAAUGAACAGGAAGCCGCCGUAUUACGCAAAAAAGUAGAAGAUUUGGAAUUAAACAAGGAAUCGUUGAAAAAACAAGUUAAAGAGCUUACGGAAAAAAUCUCAAAUGCGGCGACAAAAACAAAUGCCAACACCGGUGCUGCAUUACGUCGAACAACGAAUAAAGGCAAUUUAGCGGAAGAAAAAGUUAAAGUACUAGAAGAUGAAAUCGCUGAACUUAGAAAUAAACUUAUCGAAAAGGAAAGGGACUGUGAAAGAUUACAUGCAGAGUUGAGUCUUGCUCAGAAAAAACCUAAGGCAUUAUUGAAUAAGAGCAAGUCACUCGAUGGAGAUCAACAAAAUGUCGAUCUUAAACGGCAACUGCAAGUUAUCGAGCAAGAGGCAAGCGUAUUAAGAACUAAAACGCAGAAUCUCGAGGCCGAUAACGAGAAACUGCAAACAGAGAAUAACAGACUGCAGUUGCUUAAAGGAGCAAAGUCAUUAAAAACAGAUAAAUCGCUAGAAGUAACAACAACAAAAGUCACUCAACUUGAAACGGAACUAAAGGAAGCUCUAGCAAAAAUAAAAGAACUAGAAACGACAAAGGAUGAAAAAUCUGAAAAGAAAGUACGAUUUAGCAGUGAAGUGUCUAAAAAGGAAGCUGACAAUCUUAAAUUGAAACAAGAGGAAUUAGACAAAUUAAAAUUAAGUUACAAUAAGCUUGAUAAAGAAAAAGUCAAACUCCAAACGACACUUAAGGAAUUAAAGGAAGAUUCAAUUAAGACUUUCAAACCAAGAACACCGAAAAAAGUGACAGAUUUAACUACGAAACUACAGUUGAAGAGAAUGGUUGAUGACUUGGAAAGUGAAAUAGGUGAACUAUACGUAGUUAUGAAAAAUGCUGGAUUAUCAGGAUCACUAGAUAAUAAAAAUACAACAAAAAAUAUAGAAGAAAUAAAAGAAAAAUUAUCAAAAAAAGAAGCAGAGUUUACGAAUGAAAAGAAUCGUUUGCAAACCGAAAUAAGCAAAUUAAAAGAUCUCAAUCUUAAAAUUGAAACUGAAAAGAAAUCGUUUGCAGAAAAAGUUAAAAGCCUCGAGUCUGAAUAUAAAACCACAGUUGCUGAAUGCAAAUCUUUAAAGGACGAAAAGAAAAAUUUGGACGCCCAGAUCACGAAAUUGACUGCUGAAAUGAAAAAGAAUAACUCGCAACAAACUGCAGUUUCUGACUGUAUGAAGAAAAUAGAAGAGUUGAAAAAGGAAUUAGACGUUAAGGAUAAAGAAAUAGAUAAAUUGAAAAAGCAUGCCGAAAGUUUAUCUAAAGUGGAACAAGAUAAGAAUAAGUUGUUAAAAGAGGUCGGUGACAAAACCAAAAAGCUAACAGAAUUGGAGAAGAAACUUAAAGAUGCUGAAGAUAAAUGCAAAAGAACCGAAAAGCUCUUGGCUACUCGCAAAGAUCGUGUUAGUAAAUUAGAAAAAGAGCUCUCAGAAGAAAAGGAUCUCAUAGAAGAAUUAAAAGAUUCAAAAAGACGAUUGUCAUUUGAAUUAACAGGCGAUAAAGAUGAAAUACAAACGAAACUUUUUAAAUCCGAAAGCAAGCUUGUAACUUUAGAAACCGAAAUGAAGGAAUUACAAGCAGAUUAUGAAAAUAAAAUAACAAAUUUAGAAUCUACUAUAGCCGCCAAAGAUAUUCACAUAAAGCAACUGGAAGACGCCUUACGUGACACAUCUAAUCAGAAAUACGACGAGGCAGUUUCAUCUGUUGAACUGGCCCAAAUGCAAAAUAAAUAUGAGAAAGCCGCUAGUCAAUUGAAAGAAAAGGAAGAAGAAUUAAAAACAACCAAAGAAGAUCUAUCGAAAGUUGAGAAAGAGUUGAGUGCAUUGAAAACUGAAAUUGCUCAGGUUAAAUCUACAAUUAGUAAAACGGAGAAUGAUAAAAAAGAUCUUGAAGAUAAAUUGAAAUCAGAACAAAAGGACUCGAAAUACUGGGAAAGUAAGGCGUCCGAAAUUGACACUGACUUACAGGCUGAAAGGAAGAAAGUUGAGAGAAUGAGAUUAUCUCACGACAAAGAUACGAAGAAUAAGGAAGCGGAACUGGCAACACUUAAAGGAAAAUUAAAACUUCUAGAGCAGUCUUCAGGUGCAGGUGCAAAGAGAAUAUCAGAACUUAAACAAGAACACGAGGAUGCUGUCAAAAAAUUGGCACAUAAUCUAGCGGUUGAAAAGGCAGAGUACGAAGAAUUGACCGUUAAAUAUGAACUGUUAGAAGAAGAACACGUAGUAACAAAAGCUAGAUUGACCGUUGAGAAGGAACAAGCUCAAGGAGACCUAUUACAUAUACAAAAAGAGUUAAAUGAAACGCUUGCACAGCUCAAGUCGUUAAAAGAAAGCUGCGCCACACACACAUCGACUUGGAAUAAUGAAAAAGCAGAACUUCAAAGAGAAAUAUCAUCUCUCCAAGAGCGAUUAUGUGGAGGUGGCUGGGAAGUUGAGAAAGCACGACUCAAUACGAAAUUAGAAAAGUUACAACGGGAGCUACGAGAGUCAGUUAAAAACCAUGAAGCAGUAGUACAUCAUCAUGACCUCGUGAAGAAAGAGCUGGAUGAGGCAAAACGAAAACUAGAGGAUUACGAGAAAGUAAGCAAAGUGCAAAGAACGCUGACAGCUGAUAAUGCAGAAUUAGAAAGAGAAAUGGCAACACUCAACAGCAGACUUGAACAGAUGGAGAAGGCAAGAAGGAAUGAAAUUUCGGAAACUAAGAUGAGGUAUGAAGAACAAAUGAACACGAUGCGUGAGGAACUAAAAUCUCUACAUAAUCAGGUAUCAAGAUUCAAACGGGAAAGAGAUAAUUACAAACAAAUGUUAGAUUCUGCUCAGAAAACGAUGUCAGAUAUGAAGAAUGGAAAUAAAUCAAAAACACCACGCAACUCAAUAUCAAGUACAGAUGAUGAGGAAUUCCGCAACAAAGUGGCGACAUUGGAGCAACAAGUGGCGUGUUUGGAAGACGAGCUAUGUGAAGCCAGACUGCUCUCUUCAAAACUAAAUACCGAAUUGAUCAGUGAACGAUCUUCUGCGGAAGUGCGUUUAGCUGAGAUGCAAUCACGUCUUAACGAGUACGAAGAAGAUAGGCUACUAUCAUCCGGGCGUGCCCGGGUGGCAGGAAUGGCGACUCGUAUGGAGCUGGCCUGGCACAAGGAGAGAGAUGAACAACAGAGGCUAUUGCAGGAGACUUCUACACUUGCCCGGGACUUGCGACAGACGCUGUUUGAGCUCGAGCGAGAGAGAGAGAAAGAGAGACUAGAUAUGAAGAGGAGAAUCGAUCAGAUCAAACGAACCACCGAAGAAGAGACUGAAGAAGCUAAGAAAAAGGUAGCAGAAUUACAGUGCGAUUUAUUAGACCUCCGGGAUGCACACGCAAAACUGCGUACGGCCAAUGAAAAACUGCGACGAGAUAAAGAGAGACAUGACAGAGAUCGGGACCAAAAUAAACUGCUCGUGGGAUCACUUAAACGUGCACAACAGGAAGAUGACCGUGUUGUGACACAACUUUUGGAAGCAAUAGAUGAGCUGAUCAAACAGAGUCCGGACUUGUUCAAAACUGAAACACCUAUCAGACCAGAGAAGAGUCUAGCGACACCAACGCCACCUAGAAGGAAUAGGUCAUCAAAGUCAAGAUCCCGUUCUGCAACUCCUGAGCAAUCAGCGACUGUAACCAAUGGAUCGACAGGUGUGCGUCUGCGCAUGCUGGCUGACGAAUUACGAGCCUCACGCAUCGCAGAACGACAAAGAAGACAAACCACUUCGAGACGUGCUAUGUCAACGGAGCCGCGAGAGACUAUGACGGUUACGGCAUCGAGAACUCCCUCGCGAGUACCCUCCCUGAAGAAACGGUCCAUUUCAUUAGAACAAACGACUAAAGAACAGUCUUCUAUAUGGAAAUCUGUGGAUGAUAGCAGCGUAUCUUCGAUGCAAUCGUUGGACGGCGAUGACAGACUAUUUACUAUGCAACGCGAUACUAGUUUGGACAGUCGUCUAUCGGGUGGCUCAGCCCAGAGUGAGGUUCUUCCAUCAGAAAAGAAGAAGAAAAAGAGUAUAUUUGGCAAAUUGAAGAAGCUCACUAAAUCUCGUUCUAUCGACGAUCAUGUGGAGGAGGUGGAAUUUAGACCGAUAGGGAAUGUCUCACAGCAAGGUUCCGAUUCCGAUAUGAGUGCGACAGGAAGCAAGCAGAACUUGCGCGGAAGACUUUCCGAUAUGUUCAGUAGAAAACAAGUGUCGCGUGGAAACAGCAAGGAACAAAGUCCAGACACGGGUUCCACCAGCGGGUCUCGCUCCAUUCUACGCAACGCGAGCUCAUCCACACUGCCUCGAUCAACAGUCGCGAGUGAAAUGCGAGCAUCGAGCGCAACGCCCGGUACGAAGAGAAAAGGAAAAUAA
Pieris macdunnoughi is the source of this 7071-nucleotide messenger RNA. The record is from the annotation of a GenBank genome assembly. Lineage: Eukaryota; Metazoa; Arthropoda; Insecta; Lepidoptera; Pieridae.